This is a messenger RNA of Stegodyphus dumicola, 4211 nucleotides long. Its product is annotated as F-box only protein 33. NCBI's taxonomy places the organism in Eukaryota, Metazoa, Arthropoda, Arachnida, Araneae, Eresidae. Gene Ontology annotation, biological process: positive regulation of protein ubiquitination. The record is from RefSeq and is a predicted model, not a curated record. Gene Ontology annotation, molecular function: protein binding.
CAUUUAAAAGUGAACAGGAAAGUAAUGGCGGGUGAGAGCAGUGGAUUAUGGAACAAUUUACCCAGCAUAAUUAUUGUUGAAAUAUUUUCAUUUUUAACAGUGAAAGACAGAUUAAAUGCGUCCUCGGCGUGCAAAGCUUGGAGAAAUAACCUUUUCCAUCCAAAACUAUGGCGUAAAGUCGUAUUCCAAUUAAACAGCUGUGAUAAUAAGACAGUCAAUCAGAAUAAUGACGGGGCCAGAUUUCUAGCCAAGCACUGCGGACGAUUUGCACGAGAAGUUGUCAUCGAAGUAAAUUCAUCAAAUCCUAAAGAUGUCCAGCUUUGUAAAGAUAUAUUAAAAGUUCUCACAUUCAACAAUAAUCUGCGGGCAUUGUCCAUAAAACCACGUAGCUCUCGUUUGGAGUGGUCCGAUUAUAAUGAUACACUUUCAUUGGACCAAUAUUUAGAAUUUUUGAUAAGAAUAAUAAAGACAGCACAUUGCUUGGAACAUUUAUCCCUGGGCUGCAUUGAAGAAUUGCUGGAUCUAUCAGAAUACUUCCUGACACCUUUAGCUGAAUAUCAAGCAGCAUGUAUUCGAUCUCUUCACCUUUCAAGUGUCAAAGAAGUUCCUGGCAACUAUUUUAUUUAUGACAUCAACAGUUCUAUUUUCAAAACAUUUCUAAAUCUCGAAUGUUUGAGCAUAGAUUACGAUUAUAUAAGCGAUCAGUUGCUCGAGAUACUGUCUCAACCACACAGAAGACCACUCCGCAGGCUUAACAUUCAUGUGCAUUCCUUUCACUACAGGCUUCCAGAUAUCAGCACUUCUGCCUGGAAACAGAUAAGGUCUUGCAGCCCAAGCUUAGAGGUUACCAUCAAUUUGUUACAUUUUCACAAUUCUCCAGAACAUGUCCACUACAUCCUCAAUAGUGAAAUGCCACUGACUCACUUCCGAGUCUAUUUUUCAUCCGGUUUCAAUGUUGAAGCUAUCACUCGAAUUGCUUUCAUCAACAAUGAGUCUUUAAAGUCUCUGGUUUUGGUAGAUGAAUUGAAUGAGGAUUCAACUGCAACUUCCACUUUCCUAAGCAGCAGUAUAGAUCCUUUGAUCAUGCUUGCUUGGCGUUGCAAAAGAUUAACUCGAAUGAAAAUAAUAGGGUAUGAAGUUGGCGCCGAUAGCCUAAUAGCGAUCUCCAGGUUACGAGGAGAACAGCUACAAGAUCUACAAAUUCCAGUCUGCUGCAUUUCAACGACACAACUCGAGGACAGCAUACAACUCACUAAGGAAGCUGCAAUUCAGCACAUGCAAAGAGAAGUUAGUUAUGGUCUUCAGAAGCCAUGGCGCCCAUUGUGUGUUGGUGAACUUCCUCUAGCUGUUCGCAAUGUCAAUGUUGAUGCUGAUGGGGCGUAUUUAGAUGAAUUGCUGAGGGAUCAGAAGUGGUAAUGCUUGUUGCCUGUUAUCAUUUUAACUCCCUUGGGUCAGAAGUGUUAAUCUUUAUCUACUGUUUCAAAACUUAAUUCAUUGGAGCUAGUCAUUGUUGUAAUCGCAAAAGGUGUUUAUAUUUGUGCAAAAAAAAAAAGUAUUUAAAUUGCAAUUUUUAUUUUUAUCACACAAGAUCUCGUUUGAGCACUAGGCCAGAUUCAUCCCCUUUAUUUUUAUAAAAUUGUCUCCUAUUUCUGCCUUGCAAAGUAUUUGCAAUUGGAUGCAGUUUCUUAGCUCAUCAACUUUUAUGGUCAUUUUCCGUGUGUCAUUCGUUAGAUUACGUCAUAUCCACUAAAAGUAUGGUUUGCUUGCGCAUGUUUCGUGUUUCACCGAGAAGGUGAUGGAUACGUCUAAAGCAAAGAGUGAAAAAAUCUGCGGGCUUGUUUUUGAGGACCACGAGUGUAGUAGUUAAAGCUAACUCAGCGCUCAAAUGUAGACUAAUUGUGAUUACAUCCUUUUAAAUGCGCACACAUUUCCAUCUUUUAUAUGUGGCAAUUGUCCAUCAGGUUAGGGGAAAGUGCAUAAUUACAAAUAUAUAUGUAUAUAUAAAUGUUAACAUUCCAUUAUAUAAGAUGUUCCUGUUGACAUCUGGGUAAUUGUCAGUUUCCAAACUCAGGGAGGCUCCUGGUGUGAGUAUUGUGGAGCCUAGAUGGUUAAAAAAGUGCCAACUUUUUGGGAUGUCCUUACAUCCAACACCUUUCCCCUAGCACUGAUGCUCAUAUGGUGCUGACAGUGUGUAUUUUAGCACAGACAUCUGAGCUGAUGGUCCUCUUGGUGCCAAGAGUGACCAGGUUAUGUAUAGAGAAUUUAAACUAAAUGAUGCCCUUUAGAAUCAACUGCACAUAUUUUUAAUGUGCAUUGUUUGUCAUACAUGUUUAUUUUAAGAUCUAGUAUUUUUUAUUUCUCUUAAUUUAUUGUGAUGUUGGAGAAGUUUAAGAAAAAUGGGCCCUUUUUGUAGGCUCGAAAUUUACAUAUUUUACAACAUUUGAGAUCUUUUACAUCUACAGAACGAUCGUGUUCUUGUUGUUAUUGUUUUUUCCAUCUGGGUAUGGUGAUAUCGAGAUUGGAGAACUCUGUUACAUCUGUGAGUGUAUGAUAGUUAUCUAGAUUUUACACCUGUGUAUGACAAGUCCGCCGAACAUCUUGUAUUUUAUCGAGACAGCUGUGAUAUUGAGAUGUAUUCUAGAUCUAGAAGUGCAAUGCAUAAUGUAUUUAACACCAAACUGCUCACUGGUCGCCAUUGUGAAUUGUUGCAGUGGCAGCUAUCCAUGCUGCAAUAAAUAUAUUUUGGGGUAGACAGAGAAUAUGCAGCACUAUAUCACAUCGAUGGUGUUACGAUGUUCCAACUAUUGAAUGUUAAAAGUGUAAUAAUCUUUAUUCAGAUGUUUAUGUAUGUUGUGUUUCAAUUAUAAAUCAGUUUGUUUAAUUGUAAAAAAGAUUUAAAAUCCUCAAAAUAAAUAGUAUGGUGCUUAUAUACAAUUCUAGAAAUCUUGUAUAUGUGAACUUAUCAUUUUGUAACUGUGAUUUAUAUGGAAUGAAUGCAACAUGUUCUUCAUUUUCAAAUCUCUGUGUAAAAUGUAUAAACUUUUAUUUUUUAUUUGGAUUCUGCAUAAAUGAAAGUAAUCUAACAGAAAAUUCAAAAUAAAAUAUUUUACCAAAGGGCACGCUCAAUUAAUUGCCAUCCAGUAAUUUUUUAUAUGCAAUACAGGUUCAUAAUGUAAUAAAAAAGUUCAUUUAAUUCAUAUUUUCAGAGGAAUUUUUUCAAAUGUUAUCUAUCUCUUACAGUAACAAAAAAAUUAAUUUUUGUUUAUUUCGAUUCAUCAUCAAGCAAAAGUUAACAAUGAAAAGUUUGAAAUGUGCAACGUAAUAAAAAGGAUAACUUAUGCCUUUUAAUGUGCAUUGUGUGUUGUUUAAUAAAUAAGAAGAUAUAUCUCUUAAAAACAAAUACUGAUUUUGGCAAUAUAAGAAAAGUGACAGUCAUUAAUUAUUUUGAUCAAGUACCUGCCUUAACUGUACAAUAUAUAACUUAUGCCAAAGAAUCCAUGUUGCAUAAUAAUGUUACUUCAUCUAAAAGUCACACAAUGUAUCAAAAUUUUCUCAUUCAGUGUUUACAAUGUAUGUGCACAAUUCUUAAUAUUCAAAAGUGUAAUAUAUGGUUGUAAUUCAGAUUUGUUCUGAUUCUAAACCACUUUAAAUUUUUUUUAUUUAUUCAGAAAAUUUAAUUUUAAUAAUUAUCAAAUUGUGAUUUAUUGAUUGGAUAUCUAUUUAUCUUUCUAUGCUUACUCUUGUUGUAAAGCACUCUUAUUGAGCAUGCAUACUUCCUAAUAGAGGCUUCAAUGUUUAUUGUGAAGUUUUGUAUUUAUAGGUGGAAGCAUUCUUCAUUUAAGAUAUGAAUUUGAAUCAUAUUUUUGCCUUGGUGUUUUUACAAUUUAAUAUCUCAUUAUGUUAAUGUAGAGUAGAAAUGUCAAUGGCUGUCAUUGCACAUAAAUACAAUAUGCAUGCUUAAUACUAAAGACUUAAUUUUUGUAAUUCAAAUUUUGCAUUGUCAUUAAAUUCAAAUUAUUUAAACAUAUUUUAAUUAUAAUUGACUAUCAAAUGGAUCUUUACUUCCACUUUGAUUUCAAAGCAUUCAGUGUUAAAUGAAUUAGUCAUUAAAUUUUAAAGCCUGUGUUUCAGUCUAUACUUAACCUUUCAUUGGUUGUAAUUUUUACAGUCAUGUAUUUUAUGUUCAAAAUAAAAAUAUUGUUUGAAAAUCA